AUGAACUGGAGGCGCUGGAGGCUGAAGCUGCUAGCCUUCCUCCUCCUUAGCCUGCAUCGCUGGGGACUCGUCAAUCCACAUCGCGGCCAUGCGAUGUUUCACAGGAUAGCGGGGCUUCGCCUGCUAGUUCCAGCGCCCUUUCACCUAGUUAGGUGGUUUUUGCUUUCUAAGCCUUCUAAAAGUGAGCCAAUGCUUCUGGGGCAUUUUUCAAUGGACCAUAAGCAAGUAAGACUUCAGAACAGAAGUAACAGCUUGGCAACACUGACCGCAGCGCGCGGGCUUGCGGGCACCACGGUCACGACGGAGGUCGUGAUCAACGUUUCCCCACAUAGUACGCUCCGUGGACGGUACACCCACGCUAAAUACUAUCCUUCAUCCCGCAUUACCCCUCUUACUCCCAGGCCCGCGUACUAA
Messenger RNA from Lindgomyces ingoldianus, 414 nucleotides. RefSeq lists its product as uncharacterized. The record is from RefSeq and is a predicted model, not a curated record. The transcript is spliced from 5 exons. Lineage: Eukaryota; Fungi; Ascomycota; Dothideomycetes; Pleosporales; Lindgomycetaceae. Bases 1 to 414 code for a protein of 137 amino acids.